This is a messenger RNA of Linum tenue, 602 nucleotides long. The record is from the annotation of a GenBank genome assembly. NCBI's taxonomy places the organism in Eukaryota, Viridiplantae, Streptophyta, Magnoliopsida, Malpighiales, Linaceae.
AUGGAACAGAAGAAGCCGCCCCGCCCGCAGCGACACAGCUUCAGCAAUCCCGCCGCCGUCACGACGACGAAGCAGCGGCCGGUGUGGGACUGCGACAGCGCCCUCUACGACUCCUUCGAGCUCCGAUCCUUCGAGAAGCAGCUCUCCUCCGCCAUCAACUCCCGGACCCUCUCCAUGCCCCAUUUGCCCGACCGCCGGGUCGCGCCCGACCCGGCCUCUUCCGCCACGUCCGAUCCGGUUUCCGAGGCGAAGAAGCGUGCCCAUACGACGCCGUUUAAGAUCUCGAAGUCCGUGCAGCGGUUUUUCAAGUCGGUGUUUGUAAGGCCGUCGUCCAGUGGUCACAAUCGGAGCGGCGAUAAGGAGCGGAGGUCUAGUGGGGUCUACUUUAUGUACGACAAGACCGGGGCGCUUUGCACGAUCCCCGAGGGUCCGGAGAGCGGCGGGGACAGUUUCGGGGUGGCGGCGGCGUCGCCGCCGGAUGUUAGUUCGCGGGUGGGGAGGAGCGCGUCGGAGAGGUUCACGGCGGCGACGGCGGUUGGUAUUUCAUGUGCAUGAAUUUAGUUAUUUUUUGUUUGGGUGUUUCAGCGGUUUCUUGUGGUAAU